CACUAGAUGGUGACAUUACCCUGUAGGGAGAUGUCACUGUCAUCUAUAUAAAUUAUUAUGUGAAAUCGUAAGCAGACAGUGACUUGGUUGGGUUUCAUUGGAAAGGUUGAGAAGCCCAGUCAUGGAGAGGUUAAUGUUAAAAUUAGACUUUAACACCGCCUGCAGCUUAGUGGGGUGUGUGUGCAUGUGUGUGUGUGGUGGGGAGUGGGCAUUAUACUGAAGGAGUUACUGGGAAUAUAGUAUGGAUCAGUGAAGGUGAUCAGGUAUUAGCUGCAGCGUAAGCCAUGGGGUCAGAGGUUAGCCACAGUGUUCAGCCAUAGAUUCAGCCCUGUGUGACUUUUUCGUCCACCCUCUCAUUAGGCUUGGGUCUUCAGCUAUGGAAAACAUUGAUCAUUUUGGGUUAGCAAAGAUUCAUAUGACCCUAAGUUGAAAAUUGUGGGUAGGCCUAUAAACGUGUAUUUGCUCUGUCAUGUGUAGGUACCUCAGACAGAAUGUAUAACCCAACCCUUUCUCUGACAGCACUGUAGGGUUUGGGUUUUGUCCAUAUGCACAAAUAGGCCUCUGUCUGUGUGUUCUGUUCCCACAUACCCACUCUGUUUUUGUGUGGCUAUGAGCGGGAUCUCUCUCCCUCCGCGCCACGUUCUUACAGAAUGAUCUCUCUCUUCUGAUCCCUCUCCUCUUUAAGCUUGUUAGAUCCCAAUCUGUUUCCCAGGGACACCAUGAGAUUAGGUGUGUGUGUGCCUGUGUGUGUGUGCGGGCGUGCCCGUUUGAGUGUGUAGCCUAUGUGAACAUGCUGUGUGGGGAGGAGUCUGUACUUGGCUGUUCCCUGACCUUGGAUGAGAAAAGUGUCUGGGUGUGAGAGAGCGAGAAAGACAGACUUGGAGAGUUUGGCAUCAACAUAAUGCACAUCAAACUAUAAGGAAGGGGAGGGGACAGACAGAGACAAUGGGGGCUGCGGUAUAGGCUACUGCAGUGCAGGUUUGUGGGGUGUUGUUUCUGUGGCUGAAGAGAGAUUUGCAUUAGGAUUCUGAGGGACACCUGGCAACCCGUGGAUGAGCUGAGGAGUGACGAUGUCUGUACAGGCCAGACGACAACACAGCAUACAGCAGCCAAUGAAAGAGCCCGGAACAGGAAGCUGAGAUGGAGUUCUCAGGGUGCCCUGCUGCUGCCGGUGUUGCCGACGAGGCCCAGGAGGCGGAGCAGGCGGAGAAGGAGGGCCACGCCCAGGUUCUAUUUGAUGAGUUUGUCCAGGCGUCCACCUGCAGAACGACACUCCAUGCCUUCAACCUGCUGUGUGAGCACCUUCAGCUCACACACACACACACAGAGCCAAAGACAUACUCCCCGACGCAGCCGCAGCGGCCUUUCUACCACACCCUCAAAGAACGGCUCGGCUACUGGAAGGCCAACGCACUGUGGGCCAAACUGGACAAACGGGCGGCCCACCACGAGUAUGGGAAAGGCCGUGUCUGUGCCAACACAACGUGUGUGAUCAUUGGGGCGGGGCCGUGUGGUCUGCGUACAGCAGUAGAGCUGGGGUUCCUGGGGGCCAGAGUGGUGCUGCUGGAGAAGAGAGAUGCCUUCUCCAGGAACAACGUCCUCCACCUCUGGCCUUUCACCAUCCAUGACCUCAGGGGCCUCGGGGCCAAGAAGUUCUACGGAAAGUUCUGUGCUGGAGCCAUUGACCACAUCAGUAUACGGCAGCUACAGUUGGUGUUAUUAAAGGUAGCUCUGUUGUUGGGGGUGGAAGUCCAUGUCAACGUAGAGUUCAAGGGACUGGUGGAGCCACCUGCGGACCAGGAGCAACAGAAGGUAGGCUGGAGGGUGGAGGUGAAACCCAAGUCUCACCCUAUUAACACACUGCAGUGUGACGUGGUGAUCGGAGCUGAUGGACGACGGAACACACUACCAGGGUUCAGGCGUAAGGAGUUCCAGGGCAAGCUGGCCAUUGCCAUCACAGCUAACUUCAUGAACCGUAACACCUCGGCUGAGGCCAAGGUGGAGGAGAUCAGCGGAGUGGCCUUCAUCUUCAACCAGAGGUUCUUUCAGGAGCUACGGGACGCCACGGGAGUGGACCUGGAGAAUAUAGUGUACUACAAGGACGACACGCACUACUUUGUGAUGACGGCUAAGAAGCAGAGUCUGCUGGAGAAAGGAGUCAUUCUGCAGGACUAUGCAGACACAGAAACACUUCUCUCACGGGGAAACGUGGACCAGAAUGCACUGCUGGCCUAUGCCCGCGAGGCGGCGGACUUCUCCACCAAUCACCAGCUGCCGUCCCUGGACUUUGCCAUGAACCACUACGGGCAGCCUGAUGUUGCGUUGUUUGACUUCACCUGUAUGUACGCCUCAGAGAAUGCUGCACUGGUCAGACAGAGACAUGGACACCAUCUACUGGUCACGCUGGUGGGAGACAGCCUUCUGGAGCCAUUCUGGCCCAUGGGGACAGGUAUAGCACGGGGGUUCCUGGCAGCACUGGAUUCUGCCUGGAUGGUACGGAGCUGGGCUCAAGGCCUCGCCCCCCUGGACUUACUUGCUGAAAGAGAGAGUCUGUAUCGUCUCCUUCCUCAGACCACUCCAGAAAAUGUCAACAAGAACUUUGGUCAAUACACUGUAGACCCAGCUACCCGCUACCCUAACAUCAACCCUCAACUCAUCACCCCCGCACAGGUGGGCCAUCUAAUAUACACAGGAGAGAAUGGAGGUUCAGGUGUGGUCCAGGAACCGCAACCCCGAUCCCCCUUGCCGAAGCUACUACGACAGGAGUCCUUCUCUCGCUCCAGUAAGCUUUUGUCGUGGUGCCAGCAGCAGACGCAAGGUUGCCGUGGCGUUGCUGUUAGCGACCUCACUACUUCCUGGAAGAGUGGCCUAGCUUUGUGUGCCCUCAUCCACCACUACCGACCUGACCUCAUUGACUUUGACUCUCUGGAGGAGGACGAGGGGGAGGUGAAUAUGAGGUUGGGGUUGGAGGUGGCAGAGAAGGAGUUUGGCAUCUCUCCUGUGAUGACUGUAGAGGAGAUGUCGUCUGUCAGCGAAACGGACACUCUCUGCAUGGUCAUGUACCUCAGCCAGUUUCACCAGCUCUUCAAGGGGGCACUGCCCCCAAGUGAAUCCCAGACUGAGAGCCCAGAUGGGAGGGCUGCUGUGAUCGGUCCUGCCUCUCUCCUCAGCCGCCUGGGCCACAGCCCAUCCCGCAAGCGCAACCCCAAAGAGCAGAAGGAAAAGGAUGCGGUGGGGAAGAGGAGGAAGACCGGUCGGCCAUGUCUGGAGGACGUGAAACAAGAUCUCAGAUUAAGAUCUCAGGACAGUUAUGAGGAAGAGGCUGCCCUGUGCUCUGUGGGUGGAGCAAGCCAGAGCAGAGUGCGCUCGAUGGCCAAUCAGCUGCUGGCCAAGUUUGAGGAGAAUGCCACUUGCCCCUCCUCCACGCCAGCUGCAGCUCUACGCAGACAGGGGGACUCCAUGCCCACGCUUCCACCUCCUCCAGCAUCCCCUGACCCCCAGGCCCAGCCAGCCCUUGUGGCCUCCGCUGCCACCUGGAAACAGGUAAAAAUAAAAUAUGUUCAGAUGUACACAGGGGGAGUGAGCUCAUUGGCUGAACAGAUAUCCAAUCAGCUUCAAAGUCAGGAGUCACCUUCACCCCAGCACACUCCUGAUAGGAAGGAAACGGGAAGUUCUACUGUAAGCCUCACUAUGAGUGGCGUCUCUGAUUGGGAGUGGGUCCGGCUUGGUAAAGCUUCUAUGUGUGUGUGUGUAUGUGUGCGUGCGUGUGUGCACUCAGUGGCAUCUCUGAUUGAGAGGGAGUGUGGCUUGGCUAAGCGCGUGCGCGGCACGCCAGAACGUAUAGAGCUGGAGAACUACCGAUUGAGCCUGGGGAGCCUGGAGACUGAACAUCUAACAGACGAGCCGGAGGAGGUGCCAGAGGAGACGCUGACCAAUUACAACCUCAGUCUGCUGGUGACAGAGGAGAAGAAGGCCAAUCACAAGCGCAGCCCAUUGCUGGACAAGAGCAACGAGGGCUCCAGUUCGGAAUCAGAGACAGAGGAGGAGGGGGAGAGGCAGCGGGCUCUAACCAAUGACCUGGCUAGAGACUCCUGGAGGAAGGCCAUGGAACUACACGCACGUCUCCGAGGAGAGAGAGGAGACGACGAAGAAGAGACAGGAGAGGAGGAAGGAGAGGUUGAUGAUGAUGAGGAGGAGGAGUUAUCUAGUGAUGAGGAAGGAUCAUCCCCCCUCACCGCUGAGGAGGUAGCCUCGUUGGACGAGUGGCAGCAGAGCACACACUCUCAAAACACACACUCUCCAGACACACUCACGCCUGACACACUCAUACCUGACACACUCAUACCUGACACACUCACGCCUGACACACUCAUACCUGACACAAACACGCCUGACAUACAACUGCCUGACUCGACAACACCCGACACACACGGUCCACACAGCCCCACCAGUGUACCCAAUAUCACCUUCUCCACUCCAGCCACUGCCUCAACACCAUUCACACCCUUAACGUCACAUGCACCCACACCAAUGUCCUCUGUCUCAAUUCCAGACUCCUCUGUCUUUACCUACUCCUCCACCACCCCGGGCUGCUCCCCCGGUCCGGAAGUGGGAGAGGAGGAUGGGGAAGAGAAAGAGAGGAAGGAGAGAAAAGAGCGAGAGGAGAGGGAGAGAGGGGGUAAGGAGAGGGAGAGGGUGCGUGACCCCAGCAGUAGUUCGGGGAUCGGUGUGGGCGGGAGCUCCACCACCUCUACCUCGGACCCUCUCACCCCUCCCUGCAUCCCUCCCCCCGCCCAGCACAGGGCAUGCUGGGAUAGCCUGCCCCACCCUGCUGUGGAGGCGGAGUCACUGCAAAGUCCCGCCCCUCGCCCUGCCCCUCGAUUUGCCCCCGCACCGAUCAUGGCGCCGGCUGUUGUGCCGGCGCCAUUGUGCCGGGGGGUCAGGGGGGUCAGGGGCAAGAAACUGAAUCCGUGGGACGUGGGUGGGGGAAGGGGGCCUGCUGCAGGGGGGUCUGUUGGAGGGGGGUCUGUAGGGGCAGGGUCUCUUGGGGAGCAGCUGUGUAAGGGUGAAGUAAUAGACCCCUUAGAGGACAUCAGCCCCCCCUUGUCCCCCCUGAAGCCCCUUAAGGCAGUGCCCAGAGACGAGAGAGAAAUCGGGAGGAAGAGGGAGAUGGAGAGGAGGAGGGAGAUGGAGAGAGCAGCCAUGGGGGUGGGCUGGGAGGACAUGAAAAUCACCCUAGGAAGGGAGCCUACCCCAGGGAAGAGCAGAGGAGGUCUGAACCCCAGCAGACUCACAGAGAGCCUACCUCCCCUCCUCCUCACACAACUCCAGGGGGGCUCCCUCUUCCCUUCACGUAAGUGCCGCAGGGACAACCAGCUCCCCAGCCAGAGUGUGUCUGAAGCGGGCAUAGGAGAGGGUGGACCCCUGGGCCUGUGGAGAGCUGUCAUCUCUGGCUAUAAGAGGGACAGGAAGAAGAAGGGCAGGACUUCCCUUCCCAAUAUGACAACAGCCCCAGCCCCCAAAGAGCAGGGCAAGAGGAAAAGUUCUGCAGAGAGAAGAGGUGUGAAGUUCAGGGAGCGCCAGAGCUGGUCAGAGCCGGAGGAGUCAGACAUCACCUGCUCUGUUGUGAUGGAGAGAUGCUCCAAGGCCAAUCUUCGUCUGGAGCUGUUUGACCUAGCGUCAGACCUUCAGAAGGAAACCAUUGAGGAGGAAGAGGAGAAUGAGGAAGGAGAGAGGAACGUGGGGAAAGAGAGGGAGCUGGACAGCUCCCCCCAUAUGGAUACACAGCGGAAGUCAUCGUGCCCUACGGAAGUGGUGGGGGUACUAGUGCACAUGAAGGACCUGAAGGACCCGUCCAGCCUGAAUGUGUCAGAGGCCAUGUUCCACAGAGAGAGAGACCCAGAGGAGGAGCAGCUAGAUGCCAGGUUAACACGCAGAGUACAGAGGGCAGCGCGCAAACAGGCCAAACAGGAGCAACUCAAGAGACUGCACAGAGCCCAGAUGAUCCAAAGGCAGUUGGAGCAGGUGGAGGAGAAGCAGAGGCAGCUGGAGGAGAGGGGUGUGGCUGUGGAGAAGGCCUUGAGAGGGGAAGCAGACUACUGGGGAGAGUCGAAUGACAGUGAAGAGCUGGACUUGAACCUGGGAGUCAUGGGCAGGCAGGAUGAUCCAGCUCUGAUGCAGCAGUGGUUCAAGCUAGUCCAGCAGAAGAACUGUCUGAUGCGCUAUGAGUCAGAACUCAUGAUAUUUGCUUGGGAACUGGAGUUGGAGGACAGACAGAGCCGUCUUCAACAGGAGCUCAGAGAGAGGAUGGCCGUGGAUGACCACCUGAAGGGUGAAGCAGAGCUGGCUGAGGAGAAGCUAAUCCUGGGGGAGAUGUUGGAGGUGGUGGAGCAGAGAGAUGCUCUGGUGUCUCUGCUGGAGGAGCAGCGGCUGCAGGAGAGCCAGGAGGACAGAGACCUGGAGGCCGUCAUGCUGUCCCGGGGCCUGGGCCUGCACAACUGGGCCUGAACCUGAACAACUGGGCCUAAGCACAGACACGUCACUUCCCCUCUAAAGCUGCGAUCAGGGUCACAGUUGUGAGGUCACUUCCCCUCUGAUACAAUGUUAUGACCAGGAUCAAGGUGGGACUGUGUCUGGAUGAUCAGUUUUUAGAAUUGGAGAUGUUUCCCCAAUCCCCACUGCAACACACAUCCUGCUAUACCCCUGACUGACCUCUGAGACUGAUGGCUCUAUGCUCACUAUACUCACCCAGGCUGUUGUUAUGGCGAUAUGUGGCAUGUUUGAAUGAUUUGUAUUGUUAUUUAUUAACCAUUUAGAAAAAUGUAUAUUAUGUAAAAAGAAACGGUACUCAUUUUUUAAAACCUUUUUAAAAUGACAUGAAUGAUGUUUUACUUCACACAUUGGAUAAUAAAGACAUUCUGACAUGA
Messenger RNA from Salmo salar (Atlantic salmon), 6926 nucleotides. The record is from RefSeq and is a predicted model, not a curated record. Lineage: Eukaryota; Metazoa; Chordata; Actinopteri; Salmoniformes; Salmonidae.